Sugiyamaella lignohabitans is the source of this 666-nucleotide messenger RNA. RefSeq names its product DNA repair protein SMC6 (gene SMC6). Bases 1 to 666 code for a protein of 221 amino acids. The record is from RefSeq and is a predicted model, not a curated record. Gene Ontology annotation, biological process: double-strand break repair via homologous recombination. The transcript has a single exon. Gene Ontology annotation, cellular component: nucleus; Smc5-Smc6 complex; site of double-strand break. Gene Ontology annotation, molecular function: single-stranded DNA binding; damaged DNA binding. NCBI's taxonomy places the organism in Eukaryota, Fungi, Ascomycota, Dipodascomycetes, Dipodascales, Trichomonascaceae.
AUGGAAAAGGAUAUGACGAUUGAAAAUUUAGCACAAAAAAUUCUGGAACUCAGAGCUACUAUGGAAACUCUUGAAAAAGAAAAUGGUUGCGAUAUGGUUGAACUUGUCAAACAAUAUACUGAGGCAAAUACAGCACUCUUGAAUGCUAAAAAAGAGUAUGAUAACUUGAAUCGGGUUUACAGUGUUCUGAUAGGAUCGUCUAAAAACCGUGAGAGCAAAUAUGAAGCCAUUGUUACGGCAACUUUGGACAGUAUUAAGAAGGGCUUCAAAGUGAACCUUGGUAUGCGUGGUUUUAACGGAAAGCUCAUUAUAGACAGGACUGAAGAGAACCUUAUAAUGGAUAUUGAUCCUGUGAAGAGUGCUGUGACAAGGAAGGUAGAAACUUUGUCUGGUGGUGAAAAAUCAUUUGCCCAGAUUGCACUACUUAUUUCGAUUUGGCGUGCGAUGCCUUCUAAGCUUCUGGCCCUCGAUGAGUUUGAUGUUUUUAUGGAUAAUGCGAACAGAAAGCAGAGUUUGGACAUGGUGAUCAAGUCACUGGGGAAUCGUUAUAAUGCUCAAUCAAUUGUCAUUACUCCUCAAGACAUGGAAAUAGAUGACGUUCAAUUGAAAAACAACGAUAUAACUAUACAGAGAAUGCCCGAUCCAGUGAGAAGUGCCCCGCACUAA